Molecule: messenger RNA, 822 nt
Organism: Racocetra persica
Lineage: Eukaryota; Fungi; Glomeromycota; Glomeromycetes; Diversisporales; Gigasporaceae
Source: the annotation of a GenBank genome assembly
AUGGCCACGCUUGCAGGUGUUCUUCCAAAACCAAGACGUCAACUAUUAAAUUCAGAACAGCAGAAUCAAUUUGAACGCAAAUUUGAUGAACUCACAGUUACAAAGCAAAAAGAAUUACCGCCUCCAUACGGUAAACGGGUAGGAUGGAAACCAAGAAGUUUGGAUGACUUUGGAGACGGUGGUGCGUUUCCUGAAAUUCAUAUAGCCCAAUAUCCAUUAGAGAUGGGCCGCAACAAAACGGGCACAAGUGGUGGAGCCCUUCCGUUACAAGUUGAUGCAGAAGGCAAUAUUAAAUAUGACGCUAUUGCAAGACAAGGUCAUACCGAAUCGCGAAUUGUUCAUUCACAAUUCAAAGAUUUGGUUCCAGUUAAUCAAAGAUCUGACAUUGAACAAAUAACUUUGGAUAGGCCUAGUGAAGAGGAGGUAAAAGAAACAACUGAAAAGACGAGAGAAGCAUUAGAAAAGAUAGCUGCACAGCCAAAAAAUGUCAAAAACGAUAAACCAUCAGAACCAACGUAUAUACGGUAUACUCCUGGACAACAAGGCGAAGCUUAUAAUUCAGGUGCAACGCAAAGAAUUAUUAGAAUGGUAGAAAUGCCUGUUGAUCCGAUGGAACCUCCAAAAUUCAAGCACAAAAAAAUUCCGCGUGGCCCUCCAUCACCACCGGCACCUGUAUUACAUUCUCCUCCUCGUAAAGUAUCGGCCAAGGAACAACAAGAAUGGGUAAUUCCUCCAUGUAUAUCCAAUUGGAAGAAUGCAAAAGGAUACACCAUUCCACUUGAUAAACGUUUAGCCGCAGAUGGACGCGGUUUACAAGAAUAG